GAAGAAAGUCAUAACGUGGGAAGUUGUGUGUUGUGUUCCUUGAAGUGAAGUUUUAUUGGUGAUUUUUCGGUUCUAUGUUUUGUUUCGAUGUACAUGUGACGUGCUUGUAUGGAAAUUGGAUUUUUUGAAUUUGACAUCCUGGCAUCACCGGAGAGUAACGGAAAAGUUGCAUUUAUUGGUUCCACCAUGAAACAGCCCCGACUGCCUGGAGCAGAAAAGUUCAGGUUCUCUACCUGCGAAAGAAUUCCAUCGUCAACAAACCUUACUGUUACCAAUCCUAGACGACUGUCAUCAAUAUCACAAACAUCAGAAACAGAUUCAUCUUCUCAUUUUAUUUAUCAGUCUCGAUCAUCACCAAAUGGUAGUCAAGGAGAGAUAAGCUCAAUCACUUCUUUCCCAACAUUGAUUCGCACUGAAUCUAAAAGACGAGCUGUUCUUCCAAUUACUUGUAAGAAGACUUCACGUAUGUUGAAUAAUACCAACCUCGAACUCAAUGUUAACCAUGCUGAUUUGGUGUCUGAAGACUCUGUGAAACUCAAAAGAUUGGAUUCCAUUCGAGUCCCGUCCUGCCCAAACUUAGAAACAUCCAAUCGUAGUUUGAAUUCAUCGAAAAGUUCGUUAGACACUUAUUUUCGCAAGAUGUCCUUGCAGAAUUCGACAAUCCGUGAAACUCCUUGCAACUUUGACUGGAAGAAUAUAAGAGCCUCACCAUCUAGACUUUCAGCAUCAUGUUCCAGUUCUUGUUCCAGUGAGGAAAACGUUUGGGUUUUAAGGGAGGAUUCAUAACUUUCAUAUUGCUGAAUUCCUACAUUGAAAUUCUUCAGCUAUGCCUACACUCAUGCGCUUUCCAUGUCUUCAUCAGCAUGAUGAAAGGGUGAUGAAAACAUGUGCGCUAUAUCAUGUCUUGUGCAAGUUUGGGUAUAGUGUGGCUCUGAUAAGUUGAUCCAUGACCCUGACAAUGUGAACUACUUUUUGGCGAGUUCAGUGAAAAGGGGGAAUGUUAUUGGCACAGAUUUGAGUUUUGCAGAACUAAUACGAACGUAAUCACACUCAACUCAGUGCCAAUUACCCUUCGCUGUUAUCCUAAGAAGCAAUAAACAUUGUCAAGAACCUGGCUAAACUAAACAGAGCCACAUUAUAAUUUAACUUGUAAAACACAUGAAGAAGCACAUACAUUUUGUCAAUCUCUUUCAUCAUGUUGAAGAAGAAAAGAAGAGGUAAAUAUCGUGGGGUGAACACUGCAACUAGGUAACUUCAAUCCUGCUGUUUGUUGGAGAAAAAAUUUUUUCACGAUUUUUGCCAAUUGUGAAGAUUUAUAGCUCUAAAAUUAGAUACGUUGUGUUGCCCACUUGUUGCUUCAAUAUUGCAAUCUUGAUAUGUUGAACAACUACUAGCUUAGUUAUAGAAGGGAUACUUUUUUUUUCCUGAUAAUCAACGUAAAUAGUUAUAAAAAUUAUAGGUAUCAUCUGUGAAGUUUCCACAACAGGCUACAUAGUUCUAGUAUGCUGUGGACCUGACUUAAUGGAAUAUUUCUUUGCAAUUACAUAUAUUUUGCCAAUUUCGUAGUUACCUAGUUGUUGUACUCACCCAAGAUAUGACUUUCGUCAUUUGAGGGGGAGAUGCAAUCUAGUCUAAAUCAAGCCUGUAACUCAGUGGUUCCUAUCCUGGAAGUGAUCGCCCUCAAAGUGGACAAUUUGGAUCCUCAAGUGGCGAUAACUUUUUUGAGGGGCGGUAGGAGACGAUGAAUUUUUAAAACAGAAUAAUAUUAAAAAGCCAGCAAAUAUCGAAACUGAAAACGCAUACGAAACCGAUUUUUCGAACUAGGAAUCACAAGUUAAAACAGAAACAAAUUAAAAUUCAAGAACUUCCUCCUCAUAUCCCGGUUGAACGUUGAGGAAUUAUUUCAUCAUUUAUCGCCAAGUUUGAGAAUGUUCAAUUAAUUUUUCUUUAAUUUAAAUUUUUAAAAGAUAAUUAAAAUUUGUAGUGUUUUCAAUUAAACAUAUUCCAUUUUUUUAAUAAUUUUAAUUUUUUUUUUAUUCUUGAAAAGUACGGCAAUGAUCUUAGUCGGAUAUUUUCCAUCAAAUUGCUAUUAGUUCGUUCUGUAAAGAGAAAAAAAAUGUAAAAAUAGGUACUUUUAUUUAUUUAUUUUUAGUUUAAGAGUGAUUGGAUAAAAUUGCUUGAUUAUAUAGAUUUUAUUUCAAAUUAAUAGUAGACAAUUUAUUUUUUCAAUAAUACCAAUCGCCAACUAAUGGUCUUAUUACAUGGUGCAACCAUUUGCAACUGUUUCCUGCAACUCUAUGUAUUUCUACAGGGAAAUAUUGCUCGAUGUCGCUGACAAUUGCAUACAAUAGUUGCACCUAGUUGCAGGUUUUAUCCAAUGAGAAUUCUCCAGACUGCGUAACGUCAGUGAUCUCACCUAUGUAUACUCAGUUACAUCUGCCAAUACUUGUUGUAAAUCUGUUAGUGUGCUGAGAAAGUUGCUACAACUAAAGUUGUACCGUGUAUUAAGACCAUUAGUGUUGUUACAAAGAAAGGGGGGGGGGUGAUAGGUGUCAGUCAACUUAUAAAGAGGGACGAUGGGCUCAAAAAGGUUGGGAACUACUGCGUGUAACUUGUUGAAUUCGAAUUUCCUAUGGAGCAUUGUCCAUCAAGCAUUGAUUUAAACAUCUGCGAAAUGUAUAUCUCUUCAACUUUUAUAUCGAGAUUUUUUACAAGUUUUCAAUGUACUAUUAGUGUUUGUAUUUCAAACAUGAAUUUAUUAUAUUUAAAAAGUGUAAUAUUACAUUUAUGUCCAUGUGUUUAUAGUUCUUCCAGCCUAUCAACAGCAAUGAUAGCUGUAAAUGAAGAUGUCUAGAAUUUUGCAGAAAUAGAUGAUAUAUUGAAUGGAUGGUAUACAUACGCUAUAUCAUUCAAUUCAAAAUCAUUUAUGAAAUUGCAUAAUCUAUAUUGUUGAAACUACGGCUGGCGUUUGUUAAACUUUUCACUAAAGUGGAAUUAUUUUAACUUUCUACAAGUUGACGCUUUUUUGUGCUUCUGUCU
Molecule: messenger RNA, 3039 nt
Organism: Uloborus diversus
Lineage: Eukaryota; Metazoa; Arthropoda; Arachnida; Araneae; Uloboridae
Exons: 2
Coding region: 109-786 (225 amino acids)
Source: RefSeq, a predicted model, not a curated record